Molecule: messenger RNA, 2487 nt
Organism: Gadus macrocephalus (Pacific cod)
Lineage: Eukaryota; Metazoa; Chordata; Actinopteri; Gadiformes; Gadidae
Gene: cdan1
Product: codanin 1
Exons: 16
Coding region: 1-1773 (590 amino acids)
Biological process (GO): chromatin organization
Cellular component (GO): nucleus
Source: RefSeq, a predicted model, not a curated record
AUGACCAUUGCCACUGCCAGAGCAGUCGAGCGCCCCGGUGACGCUCCCCCUCUGCCCCCCCCCCCCCAGAGCGCCCCGGUGCUGGACGUGUGCGGGCUGCUGCGGCGGUGCGUGGGGCGGGGCCGCGCGGUGCUCACCCUCCCCUGGAUGGUGGAGUUCCUCUCCAUGCUGGACUUCACCGGACCGCUGCUGCCCUGCUACCGCAGCGCGCUGGGGUCACUGCUGCUGCUGUACAGGGGUCUGGUCCUGGGCCGGGGGGGCGAGGUGUGUUACCUGAACAAGCUGCUGAUGGUGGCCGCUCUGGGCUGGCUCUUCCAGAUCCCGGUUAUCCCGGAGGACAUCUUCUUCACCAGUGACUUCACCGACGUGGCCCGGCUGGAGGACCCCCCCCCCGGGGUUCAGGGGCUGGACUGCCUUCCUCUGGUGGACCAGCAGCUGCUGUACGUCUGCUGUCCCUUCCUGGGCGAGUUCAGGAAGAUCCUGGCCGCCUUCGUGUCGGGCAGCGCGGCCAAGAGCAGCGGGAUCUUACGGAAGAUCACGCCCACGUCUGCCGAGCCGCGGGACGCGCCCAUCGCCAACCGGUCCCAGCAGAAGCUCCAGGUGGACCUGGAGCAGGCGUUCUUCCACAACCAGCCCCCGUCCCUCCGCCGCACCGUGGAGUUCGUGGCGGAGCGCGUCGGCUCCAACUGCGUCAAACACAUGAAGGCCACGCUGGUGAGCGAGCUGGUGCAGCGAGGGGAGGAGCUUCUGAGGGCGGGGCUGCAGUCCCCGGGCGCCAGCGGGCCCAAGCUGCACGAGGCCAUCGGGGCCCAGCUGAGUGACCGCGGCAUGGAGGCCCCCGCCAGGGCCACCAGGUUCUGCAGCGACAAGAGUCCAGAUGCCAUCAGGAACCUUCUGCCAGUGGAAACUUCUCCCGUCGUGUUGACCACGUCGGAGAACAUCACCAAGCGCCUGGCCACGGAGAAGGCCUGCAGCUGGCUGGCGGCCAACAUCACAGCCCUGAUACGACGAGAGUGGAAGAGCCGCUUCGACCGCGUCAUGAAGUCCAUGGACGCGCAGGGGGCAGGGCUGGAGCCGGCCAAUCAGGCGCUGCCCAGCACCCCCAAGAGGAAACCGGGAGGCGAGCGAGCGCUGGUCUGUCCGACGGCCUGCCCCCACGCAGCCCCCCUCCCCUCAGACGUCCUCAUCCAGAUGAAGGAGGUGCUCAGUGUGGGCGUGGGGCCCAGGACGGAGGCGGAGCUGCUCACCGGCCCUGAGCUCAGGGCUCUGCUGGGCCGGGUGGGAGAGGCCCUGGCCUGUAGGAAGUUCCUGACCCCGGUCUCUGAGCAGAUGCUGCUGCGCUCCACGGUGCUGUUGGCGUGUCAGAUCGUGGGCGGCGACCUCCCCGUUCUGUCUCCCCAGGGCGUCGGCGACGGGGACCCUGGCUCCUCCCCGGGGGCGGGGCCAGGGGAGGGGGGCGGGGUCCUAGAGGCCCUGGCUGACCUAUGGGAGAGGGAGUGCUGCUGGGCCACGCCCCUCCACCUGCUCUUCAGCGAGCUCAACGUCACGGCCGUGCUGCGGGCGCCGCCCAAAGGGUUGGACAGCUAUGAGUUCCUGGUCCGACGGCUGCUGACCAAAGGCCUGCUGGGAGAAGAGGAGCUGGCCUCUCAUUGGAGGAAACUCUCCGGUGUGUCGCCCAUACAGGUUCUUACGGAGAAGUUUGAGCUGCUGCCAUUCCUGCUGGUCAAGCCGGCCAUGGCUUUACCGGAGACACUGAGCCCGACCGGCCAGUAGAGGGCGCCCUGGCACAGAACAAACGCUGCGCUCUCUCUCUCUCUCCCGUGUUUUAUUCAAAAGGGUCCACAAAGUUGUGUUAUCUUUUUGUGUGUUCGGUUUUGCUUCAUGAAACGCCAAACUGAUUUUCUCAAUAUUUCGGUUUUUGGGGUUUUGUUCACUGUUCUAUUUCAACACUGUAUUUUCCGCACGUCUUUCACUGUGUAUUGUCCACCUGUGGACGCCACCUACGCUUGUCGCGAGCCUUCGCUCCUUUUGUAAAGGUGCGAAUGGGGGCCAAAGUCCCGCCACUCAGGAUUAGUAGCCAGGGGGAGAUGUGCACGAAUGACUGCAAAAGAAGCCCCUGUAUGCAAACCUGGAUAACCGAUUUUCCCCCAGUGAGGAGAUGGUUAGAAAAGAGACUGCGUUGUCUGCCAAGAUGUAUUAUCGGGUCCGGGGUCCCAACACACGCGGGGAAAUGUGGGGUUGACCUUAUAGCUUUGAUGCAAAGAUGAGAAUAAAUGUAUUAAACGUUUCCUUGGCUCGAACUGUUCACCCACUGCCUUCAACGACCGCUCUACUGUUGGUUCAUAAUUUGAUUCUUUAAUGCAAGUUUGCAUUUGCGACGAUUUUCCGUAUUUUAGUUCACGUUGAACGUGUUGUAUAUUCCGCUGCUUUUAAAUUGGAAUUAUUUUGUAUGUUAUGAAAUAAAAUAAUAAAGAUGUACUGUCUUAA